UUGACCAAAUAACAAGAAAUAGAAAAACUCGAGAGAGCUCAACUCAGUCGCCGGAGCUACGAGAGGUAUAAUACGAGACGAAUGGCGAAGCCGGCGAAGAGACGGGACCGUCGCGCUGCACCGAGCUCCGCUUCGGCGCAGCACCGAAAAGCACCCGGCGCAUCCGCCGACCAGGACGUGCUGGGUGACUCCGCCUCAGAUCGCAGGCUCAUUCUCAUCUUCGUCGUCUUCUUCGUGCUUUCUCCCGCCGUCGCCGUGCUCGUGUACCGUCUCAAGUACGCUCCGGGCACGGAGGCCCCAAGCUCCGCUGCACGAGGAGGAGGAGGAGGAGGAGGGUUUGUCAAGACCGAUGCGACUUACCAAGAAGUUCUGGCGGAGAAUUCCAGGGUCGCCGAGAAUGCCUCCCGACGGAAUUUCGGGAAUCCGGUGCUUGCUUACAUCACCCCAUGGAACUCAAAGGGCUAUGAGAUAGCAAAGCGGUUCAACUCCAAAUUUACACAUUUGUCACCUGUGUGGUAUGAACUCAAAAGCCAAGGAAGAAGCUUAACCUUGGAUGGGAGACAUAAUGCUGAUGCGGAAUGGAUCUCAGAGCUCAGAACGAAAGGGGAUGCUCAGGUUUUACCUAGAGUUGUUCUGGAAGCACUUCCUACAGAGCUGCUUAGGAAGAAGAAGCAGAGGGCUAAAGCUAUUCAGCUGAUAGUUACAGAGUGCAAGGAAAUGGGCUAUGAUGGCAUUGUGCUAGAAUCCUGGUCAAGGUGGGCUGCUUAUGGGAUCUUAGAUGAUCCAGAUUUGCGGACUAUGGCACUCCAAUUCGUACAAGCACUUGGACGUGCACUUCAUUCUGCCAGCUUGGAUAGGAAUGGGGGGCAAAACUUGCAGUUGGUCUAUGUAAUAGGUCCCCCACGUUCGAACAAGCUAGAAACGCAUGACUUCGGGCCAGCAGAUCUUCGAAGCUUGGACGGUGCUGUAGAUGGCUUUUCUCUUAUGACCUAUGACUUUUCAGGCCCUAAUAAUCCUGGUCCUAAUGCCCCUUUGAAGUGGAUUCAUUCCAUAAUGCAGCUGCAUCUAGGUACUGGUGGGGAUAAAGGACUUGCCCGCAAAAUAUUUGUUGGUCUCAACUUCUAUGGAAAUGAUUUUGAACUUUCCGGAGGUGGUGGAGCAAUUACUGGAGCAGAUUACUUGUCUUUGCUGGAAAAGCACAAGCCUUUACUGCGGUGGGAAAAGAACAGUGAGGAGCACUUCUUCGUGUACACUGAUCAAAACAGUGCCCAACAUGCAGUUUUCUACCCAUCAUUGAUGUCAAUAUUCCUCCGCCUAGGGGAAGCACGUCAUUGGGGAGUGGGCAUCUCAAUUUGGGAAAUAGGGCAAGGACUUGAUUACUUUUAUGAUCUUCUUUAGAACCUUGGCUUCACAGUUUUGUAGCCUGAUUCUUGAAAGAGGUAACAACAGCUCACAACCAUGCCAUCGCAAUCCGAAAGGCGCAAAAACAGGGAAGAGACAUUACAGAAUCAUCAUUCUCAAUAUGCAAGCUCAUAUUGUUACAAUGGCUUAAGAUUCAGUUCCCCUUAGUUCAGCAAUCUUCUUUCCUCAUACAUUUUUCCCGUGACUAUUCUAGUUGUGCAACUGCCAAGCGAGUGCUGCUGCUUCAGAUUAUGCGCAGAUGAGUGAUUUCUGCUUGUGCUAUCUACCUAGUGAAAGAGGCCAGAUAUUGUAACAAAAAACACAAGGAAAGCAAGAAUCCAGGUUACUGCAGAAGCUUACGGCAUCAAUAAUAAAACGUUGUUCUAGAUUGUGACAAGUAGCUCUUGCCUUUGUUUGGGCGGAUGACAACAUGAAUGAACCUGCUAAAGAAAGCCUUCCCCGUUCAUUCUUUUUCUGAAGUUUUGAGGACGGUGCUCUUCUUUUUCUUGUGUCCCAAAUUUGCCCUUUCAUCUUCUUAUGUGGCAAUUUCAGUAGACAGGUGAUUUUUGUUCUUUUGAUAACUUGUUCUAGGUGUAUGUUGUCUUAAAUACCUAAUGUUUUCCACUAUAAGUACAUUAUUACUGAAGAUAUCAAUUUCUACGAAAGGUUUGGAGACUCCA
Syzygium oleosum is the source of this 2081-nucleotide messenger RNA. RefSeq lists its product as uncharacterized. Gene Ontology annotation, cellular component: extracellular region. Bases 82 to 1398 code for a protein of 438 amino acids. Gene Ontology annotation, molecular function: chitin binding; oligosaccharide binding. Lineage: Eukaryota; Viridiplantae; Streptophyta; Magnoliopsida; Myrtales; Myrtaceae. The record is from RefSeq and is a predicted model, not a curated record. The transcript has 9 exons. Gene Ontology annotation, biological process: carbohydrate metabolic process.